Molecule: messenger RNA, 2417 nt
Organism: Phanerochaete carnosa HHB-10118-sp
Lineage: Eukaryota; Fungi; Basidiomycota; Agaricomycetes; Polyporales; Phanerochaetaceae
Exons: 7
Coding region: 51-1733 (560 amino acids)
Source: RefSeq, a predicted model, not a curated record
CCAGGACCUGCCGCACUUCGCAAAUACGAAAGAUCGACCUUUGCGGUGUCAUGUAUGCCGACGGAGAACCCUACCAUUCCCCGGAUGACAAUGGACGCAUUACCUUGGGGACUUCAUCACAGACGGGCAGCUGGGAUCGCCCUAUAACGCCAGGAGGCGAUGCCAUCUCGGACGAGCUGGGCUUCGCCUCAAAGUGGAAACUGUCGAAGAAGAGCAAGAAAGGGGGCAAGGGGCCUUCUCGUCUUCGAGAGUCCGUUAACUCUGAUCUAGAUUCGCCCGCCACGGCAUUCGCUGCAGCGGUCAACCAGACAACGGGCUUCUCACCGCUCAAUCCGACAAUGCCUCUUCAAGAGGACUUCAACGUCCUGUCUCCUCCGCCAAGCAAAACUGUCCUGGCGGUUCAGACACCCCCACAGCCCCGCCGUGAGUUCCUACGAGACCCGUCCCAGCCUCCGACACGUCGGCAGAGUCCUUCGCCCACAGAAAAGCCCCCUGUGCCCGAGCUGCCUCCCCCCACACCGCCUAUCCCAGAUACUCCAGUGCCCCCUCCCCGUCCGUCCUUCGAGUCCGUCCGCCCCACACUCUUCCGGAAGGCAUUCUUCGACUCUAUCGGCGGUGCAAAGUUUGACGACACGCAGAUCUACCUGUGCUCUGCGCGUAGCAAAGCUGGCGUGGCACACAGGCCGAAAGCUGUCCAUGCGAGGAGUGAUUUCCUUCAUGCAGCCUCUGUUAUAUUCACGGAAGAUAUCUACGGUCGGUGUAUUAUCGAUGUCUCGUCUGUCCAUGGAAAGAGGUCGGACAGAGUAGAGUACAGCUAUGACUGCGAUAGCGACCUGGAAGAGUGCGAAGAAGAGCCUGCCGAGAAGAAGACCUUCAGGCGUGCAAGUCCCGCUACGAGUACGAGACCUGCAACAUUAUCUAAGACAACAACGAGCAAUGACGCAACUCCGAAGAGCGCUGCAAGUGCCACCCUGAGCGCGACCGACAUCGACGUCGUAUCGCUGGACGAUUUCAACUCGGCUGCGAGUUUGAGCCUGAGCGAGGAGACAGAAGAGACGGCUGUGGGGAGCAUUGAACGUGCUGCGCCUGCCAAGCCUAUUCUGAGCUUGGAGACGAACGAUUCCAUCCUCAAAUGGCGAGACGAACAUCCGAAAGGGACGGCCAUUCCCCUCGUGGACUUACGGCUCCCUGUUCAGAUUGAGGACGCGAGUGCGAGCAAAACGCAGUCGUCUGUCGAGGAGACUAUCGUCCUCGAGCGGAAGAAUUUGCCUCAGGAGCGAACGUUAUUCAUACCUGAGAGCGCGUACCGAACCUGGCAAGCCUUGUUGCUUUUCCUCUACAAUGAUUUCCUGGAAUUUGCGCCCUUGAGGUCACAGGGAGGACGGCGCACGUCUUUCACCAAUGGCGUCUCCUGCUCCCCCAAGUCGAUGUAUAGACUGGCCACCAAGCUCGGGCUCGAGAAACUGCGGGAACUGUCUUUCGGUGCCCUGGAAAUGGCGCUGUCCAAAGAAAACGUCGUUGAAGAGCUCUUCUCGGACUUCACCUGGAGAUACCCCGAUGUGUUGCGGAUGGAGACCGAGGUCUUCCACCGUUAUGCCUCAGAGCCUUCUGUCCAGAGCGCUUUGCAGGAGAAGUUCCAGGACAUCGCAUACGGCCAGAUGCCUCACUCUUCCGUCGUUCUUAGCUCUUUAUUCCAGAGAUUCAUCCCUCCCUCCGCUAUUGCACGAAAGUGAACGCGUGUGAUGGUCUUGAACAACUUUCGUUGAUUUCUUUGGGAUUAUUCUGCAGUAGUAGGGGUCGUGUACAGUAGUCGAGAAAUAGAGCCUCUAUUUAUGUUUAUCCAGGCAUGCAUUUCAAGAGGUCCUUUCUCUGUGAAAAAGUCAGUCAAGCUGUCAGAAUGGCAUGACAGGGAAUACGCACAAUCCAUCCGGUUACGCAUCCGGCUCCUCUUCACAUACCACCCGCCGUGUCCUCCGCCGAACCUGCACGCCCUCCCCACUCUCCUCCGACCCCGAGUCCUCGCCUAUCGUCGGGGACUUGUUUCCGAACGACUCCUCUGACGGAUCCAGCUUCGACAGCGUCGUCAGCGGGCGUAGACGCGGCAGAGUGAGGUCCCGUCUGGACAGCGUCGGCGAAGGGGGCGCAGAGGGUGCGGGCGAAAACACCUCGAUGCCCGCGAGGCGGAGGUUGCCCUCAGCAACAACGUUGUCAUUCUCGCGCAGGAAGGGCGGCGUCGCGGAUGGGCCGUCGCUCUGCGACUCCUUCAUGGGCAGGUCGACCCGUGUCGCGGGGACGCCUGCGCCGCCGCUCGGCGCGGUCUCGUGCGGCGCGGCCCCGCUCGUCGAGGCCUUGGUGGCAUCUAUCACGCCGAGCGUGCGUGCUAUCACAUAGGAGGCGACGUCCUGUGCAACGUAGAU